CGCCACUAUCCCCAAUCCGAAUCCGAAUCCAGCCAGCCUCUUUUUUCGAUUUUGAUAUUUUCUGAUUUUUUUUCGGGUUAUCUUCAAGUUGCGCAGUCGCACGGACAUCCCAUCGAGCGGCGUCCCGAACUCGACCGAUUGUCCCGUACUGCAUGCCGGCGCACCGACUCGGCCAAGAUGCGUUGCUGAACGAGCGUCCGGGCGAUCGCGGCGUCCCGCUCUCGACCCAGGCAACCCGAACACCAACUCCGUCCCUCGUCUUCGCCCUCGAGAGAAUCCCCGCCCGUGGCCAGGGACCAUCUGGCGAGAAACGCACGACGACGCCCGAGAGCAUCCCCGGCGCCCUCCCCCGUCUGCGUCCGCCGCGCCGGUCGUCGUGCGAGGCCCCUCGAGCGAGCGAGAUUCGGGCUCCAACAUCCGGCGUCGCCUUCCGUGCUUUCCCGUCGGCGUUAGGAAGAUCGGGGGUCGUGUCACCUCCUCCAGGGCCGACGCCGCCGACGACGUCGACCCCUUCAGGCCCGUAGAGGUGCACUAUGCCUGUGGGACUCGCGCUCCAGUCCCAGAAACCAUCGGGCGGCGUGCCCGAGGCCUCGCGAAGCCGACCUCAGUCGAAGCCGGCCUUCGCCAGGGCUUGAAAGACGAAAGUAUAGUACUCGCCCCCGUAUCUUGCCGCAUAGGCUUCCGCGAUCUGCCAAGGGUCCAAGCGAGCCCCGGUACCGAUGAGGGCCUGCAGCUGGGCAAGGACGGUAGCCUCAUCAGGUCCUAGGGUCUUCCUGGUACCCCGGAGUUUCAUCGCCAUUCCCCGAAGCCUCCGUGUGGACGAUGAAAGCUUCGGGAACGUCGGCAUCCUGAGCCUGAAAGCGGAGAGCUCAGGAGCGCGCGUGUGGGCCCGCCGCGCCUCUGCUUGACGGGCGAGCGCCUCCUUCUCCCUGCG
This is a messenger RNA of Punctularia strigosozonata HHB-11173 SS5, 934 nucleotides long. RefSeq lists its product as uncharacterized. The record is from RefSeq and is a predicted model, not a curated record. The transcript has 4 exons. NCBI's taxonomy places the organism in Eukaryota, Fungi, Basidiomycota, Agaricomycetes, Corticiales, Punctulariaceae. The annotation marks the transcript as partial.